AUGACGCCCGCUACGGGUGGUACUGUUGUAAGUGUGACGGAGCAAGCUGACACUGUGCCAGGCAAGUCGGUGAAGACCGAGGUGUUCCGCUCGGAGAGACCGGACGGCAGCAUCGUGACCAAGACGGUCCGCACGACGACUUGCACCACGAAGCCUGCGGACGGCGAGCUCGUGACGACGAUCGAGGUGGAAACGACGACUGAAACGGAAUCCCCGGACGGCACGACGAGCACUACAGUGGCGACGGAGACCUGCGAAGAGACGGAGACGGAGGAGAGCAGCCUCCCAAUGACGCCCGCUACGGGUGGUACUGUUGUAAGUGUGACGGAGCAAGCUGACACUGUGCCAGGCAAGUCGGUGAAGACCGAGGUGUUCCGCUCGGAGAGACCGGACGGCAGCAUCGUGACCAAGACGGUCCGCACGACGACUUGCACCACGAAGCCUGCGGACGGCGAGCUCGUGACGACGAUCGAGGUGGAAACGACGACUGAAACGGAAUCCCCGGACGGCACGACGAGCACUACAGUGGCGACGGAGACCUGCGAGGAGACGGAGACGGAGGAGAGCAGCCUCCCAAUGACGCCCGCUACGGGUGGUACUGUUGUAAGUGUGACGGAGCAAGCUGACACUGUGCCAGGCAAGUCGGUGAAGACCGAGGUGUUCCGCUCGGAGAGAGACCGGACGGCAGCAUCGUGA
Peronospora matthiolae is the source of this 696-nucleotide messenger RNA. The record is from the annotation of a GenBank genome assembly. NCBI's taxonomy places the organism in Eukaryota, Oomycota, Peronosporomycetes, Peronosporales, Peronosporaceae.